AUGUCGGUGAAUGCCUCAUCGCCUCUUCCCGUACGGGAACCAGGCCAAAGUACACAGAAGUCGACAGGAAGAUUUGUUCGAUCAGAUCAACUGGCCAUGUUCGCGCGAGUAACAUCUUACCCACCUCUGGGGCAACUCACCAACAUCCGAAGAUCCGAAGAAGAUGAUGCGCUAUGUUUCACUGUGAUAAUCGAAUCCAUUAGCUCAUUCCCCGCACAGCCAUGGGAUGUGCAGAUCUGGCACAAUAUCACCAGCCCCGAAUGGACAGCCCUGCCACUACUGAAUUGUCACCCUGAACUGGCAAAUCGACUAAAUGGAAAUGACAAUGAUGAGUAUGACUUCCAUCGCCAUGUAUUUGCUGGCAAUAUUCCAUUGCCCGCCAAAGGAGGCCAUGUCCAAUUUACAGUACGAUUCCGAACCAGCCUAGAUGAAGAGUGGCAGUGGGCCAACCAGAAGCAUCCAGUCAGUGAUGGCGAAAUUGUUUACUGUUCACGGUAUUCUGGUAUUCAUCAGUCUGUGGCCACAGACCAAUCCACUCAAAGUCCGCAAAGGGAUAUGGCCAAAUUUAUCAAAAAUAUCUCUGAUAAGCUGCAAAUCCAACAGCGGAGGAGUGAGGCUCCAGGAUCAAAGCUUUGGAGUCUGUCAGGCGGUAUAGAUCCAUGCCAAGAGAGAACCUCAAAUAUCAAACAUGUCACGCUUGGUACACCUUUAUCAGUGUUGAGAUAUUUCUCCAUCGUCCGGGUGUGGAGUCCAUGGCUGGGCCCUAGACAUGGGAAAGACAAAUUCCAACUCACUGAAGACGCAAUACUCUGCUCAUUCCUCAGGAGUGACGGGGUCCACCUGGUGUUGCUGGCUGUAUCGGGAGUCAAUGAUGUCCUGACCGUCCUUCAAUCUGGUAAUAAUGGUGAAAUUGCCAUUAAAGCAAAAAGUGACAACAAGGAUCCAUCAGAGUUCCACAUUCUGGUUGCAGCCGCCGAAGAAUUCGAGAUCGCCAUGUCUGCAGUGAUGUAUGAGGCUCGCAAGGUUGUUAGGCCGUUUGCUAAUCCAGCGGGUACAAUCUUGGAGGGACAAGUUCCGUUAUCUCCCCCAGGUGAUGACGAGGUUCUUGUGGAGAAGGAUCCAUCUGCUCAAUUUCUUGCUCAGUGGUUUGAUGGUCUGACAUAUUGUACCUGGAACGCUCUUGGCCAGGAUCUUACCGAAGAAAAGAUAUUGCAUGCUUUGGCAGAAUUGAAGUCAAAUGGAAUCCAAAUCGCCAACCUCGUCAUCGAUGAUGGCUGGCAAGCAAACGACAAUGAGGGCCAGUCUCAGUUCAAGAGAGGCUUGCAGCAGUUUGAAGCCCAUUCGGAAGGUUUCCCCAAAGGACUGAAGAAUACAGUGAGAUCAAUCCAUGACGCCAAUCCCCAUAUCGAGCACAUUGCAGUUUGGCAUGCCUUGCUCGGGUAUUGGGGUGGUAUCUCGCCAGAAGGAGACUUAGCCAAAAGAUAUAAGACAAAAGAAGUCAAGGUCAAAGAUCCUUCUCCCAAUGGUCCUAUUGCGCAAAAUCUCCCUGAUGGCAAAAUUCUCGCUAUCGACCCGGAUGAUAUCCAGCGGUUUUAUAAUGACUUCUAUAGUCAUCUUGACUCGACGGGUAUAGAUUCAGUCAAGGCAGAUUCGCAAUUUUUCAUCGAUCUCCUUGAAGACGCGGAAGACCGCAGACGAUUCAUGACCUCUUACCAAGAUGCAUGGUCAAUCGCCUCUCUAAGAUAUUUUAGCACUCGUUCAAUCUCAUGCGGUUCGAUGACGCCUCAAAUCAUGUUCCAUUCACAACUUCCAAACAACAAACCCACCAUCCCGCUCCGAAACUCAGAUGACUUCUUCCCUGAAAUACCCGCUUCGCACCCAUGGCAUGUAUUCUGCAACGCACACAAUUCACUUCUCACGCGAUACUUGAACGUACUCCCAGACUGGGAUAUGUUUCAAACUAGUCAUCCAAACGCAUCUUUCCAUGCUGCUGCGAGAUGCGUGUCUGGUGGACCGAUCUAUAUCACCGACGAGCCUGGAAAGCAUGACUUGAGCCUGCUUGAUCAGAUGACCGCACCAACCGUCAAAGACAUCACCAUAAUCUUGCGUCCCAGUGUCAUUGGACGCACCAUUGACACUUAUCACGACUACAAUGAAGGAAACAUCCUGCGCGUAGGAUGUUACACCGGCUGGGCUAGAACCGGAAGCGGGAUCCUGGGUCUGUUCAAUAUCAAUUCUAACGGGACCUCCACUAUGGUCUCUCUGAUGGAUUUUCCUGGAAUCCACGAAAACUCUCAUGGCUACUAUAUCGUGCGCGCACACACCACCGGAAAGGUUUCCUCUCGUAUACGGCCUAUAGAUCGAGAUUCCCUCGUCUCAAUCGUUCUUGAACAAAGAGGAUGGGAGAUUCUCACUGCUUACCCAAUCCAAUCGUUUACGCUGAAAAAUCACCAAGGACAUGAUGGCUCCGUUGAUAUACUGACCUAUGUGGCCGUGCUCGGCUUGCUGGGCAAGAUGACUGGUGCAGCGGCUGUGGUGAUGUCUGAUAUAUGCCUCGCUGAGAACGGCCGAUUGAGACUUGAUGUUAGUCUCAAAGCUCUUGGGAUAAUGGGAAUUUAUCUGUCCGAUCUUCCUGGUAGGAGUAUUGCUAAGGACUUCAUGGUUAUGAUCCAAGGAAAGCCAAUCCCCCGGAAAACCGUAUGGAAGGAAGGGGGUGAGGAUGGGAACGUGCUGGCAAUUGACAUGUUGACUGCUUGGAAGACGAUGAAGUUGGAUAGUGGAUGGAGUAGCGAGGUUCAUGUACAGGUAUUUGUUGGAUGA
Penicillium antarcticum is the source of this 2820-nucleotide messenger RNA. Its product is annotated as putative raffinose synthase protein Sip1. The record is from RefSeq and is a predicted model, not a curated record. The transcript has 2 exons. Bases 1 to 2820 code for a protein of 939 amino acids. NCBI's taxonomy places the organism in Eukaryota, Fungi, Ascomycota, Eurotiomycetes, Eurotiales, Aspergillaceae.